Phlebotomus papatasi is the source of this 13233-nucleotide messenger RNA. Its product is annotated as protein still life, isoform SIF type 1-like. The transcript has 31 exons. Gene Ontology annotation, biological process: activation of GTPase activity; positive regulation of axonogenesis; small GTPase-mediated signal transduction. The coding region runs from base 4606 to 11631 and encodes 2341 amino acids. The record is from RefSeq and is a predicted model, not a curated record. Lineage: Eukaryota; Metazoa; Arthropoda; Insecta; Diptera; Psychodidae. Gene Ontology annotation, cellular component: synapse; membrane. Gene Ontology annotation, molecular function: protein binding; guanyl-nucleotide exchange factor activity.
GCUUCAUGGCCUUUCAUUUUUUCUUAAAUUCAAAUUUUAAUAUGCAGAUCAGAUUAUUGAUAAGGAUCUCCUUUCCUCUCAAACUUAUUUUAAAAAUAGAAACAGUUUACAAAUAGUUAUUUUUCGUUCGAAUGACGUUUAAACGUUUUCUCAAGAAUCCAUAUUUUCAAAACUUUUAGGAUAAAUAUGUAUUCGUAUGAAAGGCCUUUUAAUCCCUGGUAAAUUGAAACUAAAUUAAAUCGGUUAUAGCACUAAAACAAAUUAUGAUCCAAUUAUUAAUUUUUAUCCGCAAUUCAAUUAUAUUACGUCCACGUUAUUUCGCUUUUGAGACAAUCUAUGAAUUAGUUAAAAUCAAUUGUAGACUAGUUAAUAUUAAAAAAAAAAGACAAAAUACUUUACCUUAUUCUACUACGAUACCUUAUUUAUUUAUUUAAUAAUUCGAAACAAAUUUUUGGGGGCAUAGCACGAGUUUGAGUACUUCUCAAAGCUGGGACGCUUUGCUACAAUUUUUACUAUUAUUGUGUUUCAGACCAGUGACAAGUUAAAAAUAAAGAUAUCUCUCAAAUGUUACUCAAAAAUCUACACACACGCUUUUCGAGUGAAUGGAAAUAGAUGUUCAUCAAAAUGUGAGGGAUAAGUCGCGUUACGUCGAUCGUUAUAGCGUUAUGUGGUGAUUCUUUAAUGGACAUUGACCACUAAUAUUGGCCCACAAAGUGUUGAAAUUUAAUUAAAUUUACAACAUAAUUAAUUUAAGGGUGAAUGUGUACAUGAUACCAUGCAAUUAGUGCUUUUAUAUGGUUAUUUUUGACACAUUUUACUUUGCUUUUUUUCAAAUCUUGCCAUUUAAUGCAUGCUUGUUGUUUUUUCGGUGUGCUUGAAAAAAAACACCACUUAGUGUUCAAUAAAACUCUUUUGCAAAAAUUCAUUUAUCGGGAGAGUGUUUCCUUGUUGAUGUGCCAUUGGGUUUGGCUCUUUAAGAGGUUUCGUGCUCGAAGGAACCAGAAGAAUGUGACUUUGAAAAUUUGUCGAAACAUAACAACACUUUUCCACCAUUACUUUUCAUGUUUGUAACUUAUUUGCUGUUGUCCUUCGAUAUAGUUUUAGACAACAGACAAGGAGACAAAAGUAUAAUUCCAUUAAGUUAAUUAGGUCAGUAUACAAGUGUGGUCGAAAAAAUAAUUAAGAACAGCUAGACAAAAUAUAUUAGGCAAUUUUCACAUUUUAAAUGAGCUUACUAAAGUGAUAUAAAUCAAGGGGUGUACAACUCAAUUCAAUUUUGUAAUUUUUCAACAUAUAUCAGAAAAAAACGUCUGAAACAAUGAAGGAGAGAUUUUCGGUAUUUCCGAACAGUAGGGGAAUUCUGUAACAGUAUGACAAUGUCAUAUGACAAAUUUAAAAAUUUUUAUGUGGUUAAUUCAGAAAAUUUAAUUGAAAAUCACAUUCAUAUCAGUUACUAAAAGCUUCAUGCAAAUGCUAUUCUAUGCUCACUGAGCUUCAAUGUUGUACUGCUCCCGAAUUUUAACACGAAAAUUUGUCAUAUGACAUUGUCAUAUCGCUACAGAAUUCCCCUACGGGUGUAAAAUAUGUUGCACCAUAUUAUAAAAAGAAUAUCGUAAAUUGUAAAUGAAUAAAAAUGGUGUAGUGUCCUUGAAAAACUUAGGACUUAAGCCGAGAGACUACGGCUUAAUGGUUUAACCAUUAUUUCGAAAAUAAUCACGUUAAGCCGUCUCUCGGCUAAUCCUCAAGUCUGUCAAAGCCCUAAUAUUCUUGGAAAAGAGAAAAUUAAGGAAUUGUGAACUAUGGCGUUCUCGAUUUGAGUCAUUACUGAUCAAUACACCGAUUUACUGACGAGUCUCCUAGCAGUAGGGUGGAGUAACCACUUUUCGCCAGUUUUAGGAAAAAGUGAAAUUAACUUUAUUAUAACUUUUACCCCCUCAUUUAUAAGAUAACUCAAAUUUGACACAAAGUUACUUAGAUAUUGGCUCUAGAUUCGUAAUAACAAUAGUCCUCUAAUUAAACGCUGAUGGACUAUAUAAAAGACAGAUUUUUAAUAACAAAUCAAAAAUAACUACUUCGUCGCCACUUUUUACCACUUUUCGUCAGUUUUGUAACCACUUCUCGCCACCCACUUGAAUAUGUCCAAACUCGAUUAUUUUAGGCAAUAUUAUGAAAGUAAUAUAUCCAGCAUUUGUUUUACCUCAUGAUUACCUUAUUAUUACUCACUUUAAAUUUUUUUUCACUUUUAUUUGAGAAAUAAAAUUACUAGACUACUGCAGAAAGUAAACAAAGCAGAUUUGAAAACUGACCGCGGUGUCACAUAUAAGAUUAAUAUUAAUAUUAAGAAAAGCCGGAGAGAGAGGUAUACAGUAUGCAAAAUUUCAAAUGGAAUAUUACGUGUGUUAGAAAGAGUACACUCUAGUGGAGUAAUAUGAUGAAUAAGAUAUUACUGUUCGUAUUAAUUGUUUUCUGAAUCGUAUUACAGGCAAUUCGAGCAAUUUUCCAUGCGUGCCAACUGUGAUUCGGUUAGUUUUCCAGCGAAACACAAGAGAGAGGCAAGAUAAAACACUUGCUAUCCUUUGUUGGUAUUCUCGCAGUUCAGAAAGUAUUAAUCUUAAUAUUAAUCUUAUAUGUGACAUGAUCAUGACAAUCUAUGAAGUGAAGUUAGCGUCGCCUAUUGAAAAGCAAUGGCGACAGGCGGUAAAUCAAUAUCAGAAUAUUACCAUUUUCCGCCAUGGCUCAUUUCUACAUAAAAAUAAUAUUAAAUGAAAUAUUAACUAAUUAAAUACAAAUUUUGUAUAUUCGUCGAAUGUAAUUAAAUGUUCAAUAGACAAAUUAUUUAUCCAAAAACGUAAAUUUUGUUCGAUAAAAGUUUCAUGACACUUGGCUUAUUUGGUAAGAAAUAUUGGAUUCCAUGCACUUGAUUAAAAUAUUGCUCUAAAAAAUUCUCAAACACUUAAAUUCAAAACAAAAAAUUAGUAUUUUUCGUCUCUAUAAGUAACAACAGUAGAAAUAAAAAUAAUUUAUUUAAUAAAUAAUAAGUGGUAAAAAGUGGGACACUACUGGCGUGAAGUGAUGAUUCCACCCUAUAGAAGUAUUUAGAUGUUUGUAGCUAGUUAUUUAUAAAAGAAAUUAAUUUUCUUUUGUAUCAUAUAUGACCAAUUCUUAAAUAAAGGAUUUAACCUUUCAAAUAAAAAAAUUCUUCUUAACAUCAAAUCAAAUAAAAGUCACAAAUUUUAUGUAUUGAAAAAUAAAUAUAUAAACGGGAAAUGGAGUUCUAGAUCCCUUGCCAUAAAAUCUAUCCAAUUGAAAAAUGAGAAAGGACGAAUGUAAAGUAAAAACAAAAAUGUUUUUCUGAUCAAUAAAUAAUGUUACUAUCCAUGGAUUUUCUUGUCUUUAACCGUGAAUUGAAGUCCAUUUCAAUUUGUGUCUUCAUUCAUAUUUCUGGGAAUUGUAGUCUAAAUGUAGAACCUUUGAUCGUGAUGUGUAAGAUAUUCCGUUUUCUUUCACAGAAUUAACUAUAAAGGUGUGACCAGACUUUCCAAUAAAUUUAUUAUAAUGAAUGUGAAGAUACAUUUUUGCCCAAAAGCAGAGCAUAACUAGGGAAAAUGAAAGCCAGAAAAAAAAAAGAAAUAUAUGAAUAGGAAAUUUUACUGAAAAAAAAACCUACGCAUUCUACCUCCCAGUCACACUUCAUUGAACAUUCUCAAAACGUAUAAUUUUAUUAAUUCCCACCUCCACAUUUUCACCAUCAUUGACUCAUUGUGGAUCUUACACCAUUGAUAAAAAUGAUUCUUUUUCAUCACGAAAAUGUCCGGGCACAAAUUCUCAAACUGCUACAAUACAUCGUGACAAACUUUUCAAAUUUAUCAUCUAACUUCUUAAGCAACUUCUCACUUUUCACUGGAACGUCUUUUAACACAGUUGGAGUAAAUGGAGUUUUCACCAUUAAUUCAUGAUUCAAAUGUCACAACGAUGUGAAAUAAUUUAUAGACAAAUAAACAAUUAAUUUUAUUCAUCUAGACAUAAUUUAAAUUAGUUAGUUACCAAACACUUUAUCACAUCUCUACACACAAAUCAUACAAAAUUUAUAGUGAUAGUGCUCAAAGUUUGAGGAACACUGAAGAAACAUCAGUUUACUAGAGAAUCUCUUCUAUUUCAUGUUCCGGAUUAUUAUUUUUCACUUCCAUGGCACAAGUGUUGCGUGUGUGUUUUCUUUUUUUUUCUUUUGAUUGACAAACGUGUACGAGGAUGGUCUAACAUUCUUGCCUCAGCUUCUUCUUCGCAUCUGUUUCCUCUUUAACCAUUUAUAGUAAUUGUUUUUGCUCCUUGCUGUGUGAGAGAUUUUUUUUAAAAUCUUUUUCGAUCUGCUCUGCAUGCACUUCAACCCUCAAUAUUGAUAAUGAAAAGAUAUAAGGUGUAGCAAUAAAUAGUCUAAAUCAUUGAUGUUGGUGAUCUUUACAGAAGGGGAGACACUUCAGUCAUCGGCACAACAACCAACGCUCGCAGUCCCUAAACCGAGGGCCUGUCCUUUCCAGGGCGGACGUUGGAGGAAUGUGGUGACACCAAGGAGCCUCAGGAGGACAGGUGGGCUGUGCCAGUUGCGCGAUGGGAAACAAAUUAAGCUGCUCGUGUGCUCCUCUUAUGCGCAAAGCCUAUCGCUAUGAAGAUUCACCGUGGCAGACGUCUCGACGACGAGAUGGUCAUCUCCUGAGGUUAUGGGCCGAAGUGUUUCAUGUGUCUGCGAGUGGAGCAGGAGCUGUGAAGUGGCAACAAGUCUCCGAAGAUCUCGUUCCUGUUAACAUCACCUGCAUCCAAGAUACUCCAGAAUGUGUGUUCCACAUCACGGCGUACAACAGCCAAGUGGACAAAAUACUCGAUGUUCGACUUGUCCAACCAGGUACUCGAAUUGGACAGGCGUCCGAGUGUUUUGUGUACUGGAAGGAUCCAAUGACGAAUGACACAUGGGGACUUAAUUUUACAUCCCCUAUUGAUGCUAAACAAUUCCGCGAAUGUUGCUCGCCUUCUUUCAAAUUUUCACGAAAGGCCUCAUCGAGUUACUCCCUGAAGCUCGACCCGCCAGGAAAAGGGAAGAUCAAGGCUAAGAGGAAACCGCUCAGUACACCAGCAAGUCCAUCACGCAUCAGAGAGCCACAAUGUACGUGCAUGACGGCCGAACAGUACGCCAGGCUACGCUCUCAAGAUCCAAGAUAUCGAGCAUCGUCAACCCUUCCCAGAGCAACGACUCGCAGCACUGAAACUGACACUGUGAGGGGUGAUAAGGUGGCAGCUGCCACUUCAAGUACCUCACUCUACGAUAAUGUGACGACAAGUAGCCAAGGCAUCGGUACUCAGAACACAGGGCAAGAGACACUAAAUCGCCAAACAAAGACUCAAGAAACCAAUACAAUGACAAUCACAACAUCAGUUGGUACGCAGAAUCAUCAUAUCGGGUCACAAGCUGGACAGCAGGACUCAGGUACACAAAUGGGUAAGGGUCCCGAGGAGACUUCCAAGUCUGAAGGCACCCAAGCUGGUGGGACACUUCAGCAGACCUCUGCACCAAAGACCAUCUCCACGGGAACGGGUACACGCACAAAGGAUUUCGAAGAUACAGGUCGCGAUGCUCAUGAAAUGCAUCACAAUGUGCUCAACAACAACACCCGUCGCAGCAAGUCCAAGAGCACCGAGGACAUGAACGUAGAUUCUAGCACGUUAAAGCGUAUGUUGAAGCCUAUGACCAGUACUGACAGCCCUGUGACGUCACCAGAGAUGGGAAGAAAGCGAUACAAUUACUACAACAGCGCUACAACAAUGCCGCAUAUGCAUCAACACGCUAUCCAUGCGGCCCACAUUAUGAACAACAACACUAUGAGUCGGGCCCAAGCACAGCGAUUCUCUAACAGUCGCUCUUCUCAUGAAAUUGGUCGAGGAUACCCACAAAGGGGCUUAUACUUGGAGCUGGAACAAAGAGAACGAGGGUGUAUGGAAGGCUCACCACCAUCGGACAAUGUGAUCUUUGACAACCAGUGCUAUGCAACAACGCCAAGCUCGAGUAAUGGCAACUCAGACCAAGAUCAGCCUUGCGGUGGUCGAGGACCUGGACGUCACUCACAUCAUCAUCAGAACCAGACUAAUGUGACCCCAACUCCGGGCUCGCCGACCUCGAGACUUCUAUUAGAGUAUGAAAUGCACUUGAGGAAUACCCUGGCCAAAGGCAUGGACGCUGAAUCGUACAGUCUGCACACAUUUGAGGCUCUCUUAUCGCAAAGCAUGGAGAAUUUAGAAUUGGCUGAGAGCUUGCCAGGAUCCACUCAGAGAAGUCCAUAUCCGACCCGGAAACGUUCUGCCAGUGCUAAAUCAUCCACUCUGCCUCUUGGACGACCCAUGAGUGCUCGAGAAAAGGAUCGGGAUGGAUAUUACAGUGACAGGAAUGAGCUGACACGUGAAAGGGAGCGAGAACGCGAGAGAGGAUACUUGAGUGAUCACAAUUCGAGCUAUGCCCAACAAAGAUGUGCUUCCUGCAUUGGAGAGAGUUCUAGAGCUCACUGGUUUAGACAUUCAGAUGGUUGGAGGUCUGGAAGUUCAACUCUGGGUUCUGGUUCAGGUCAGGGUCUGGUAUCCAAUCAAAUGGGUUCUGGUCACAAGCGUUCCCCAUGGGAUUCAUUGCCAUCAUUGAGACAAGAUAACAGCAUGAAUGACUCUGGUUACAAGAGCGCCAGGGGUGACUCCCUAGAGCAGAGGGGUGUUUUCGAUCGACAAGAUAGUCUCCGUUCGGAUUAUCUGAGUGACCGUGACUCUCGCUAUGGAAUAGUUCAGCAAGCAUCCAUCGAUAGCACCGAUUCUCGCCUCUGCUACUUGACAUCCUCUGAGAUUUCCGAUGAUGAUCGCAUGAGUCUCACAACUGCUGUCUCAGAUGAAGAUGAUGGUGAAAGUGUAAUGGCAUCGCCGUACAAAGCUAAGGCCACAGGAACUGCAGCAGCAUCAUUCAACUGUACAGGAGCUGUUAGGAAGGCUGGAUUCCUUUCCGUGAAGAAAUGGCUCUUGAGGAAGAAGCAUCAGAUUGAAUUGGCACGUAAAAGAGGAUGGAAAGGGUAUUGGGUAUGCCUGAAGGGAACAACACUACUCUUUUAUCCUUGCGAUUCACGCGAAGGACGCUCCGUAGAGGCUGCUCCCAAGCACCUCAUCAUCGUAGAUGGGGCAAUCAUGCAGCCUAUCCCUGAGCAUCCAAAGCGAGAUUAUAUCUUCUGCCUGAGCACAGCGUUUGGAGACGCCUAUCUGUUUCAGGCUCCGUGUCAGGUGGAGCUUGAAAAUUGGGUGAAUAGCAUACAUAGUGCGUGUGCAGCAGCAUUUGCGAGGCAUAGAGGAAAGACUGGUACUCUCCAUUUACUGCAAGAAGAGAUAUUUCGUCUCGAGAAGGCUAUUGAAUCGGAUCACAAAUUAAAGCAUAUGGCAGAACUGCAACAGAGUGUUGUUACGGAUCAGGACACACGCCAUCAGAUCCAGUCGCAGAUAUUGCAGUGGGAGGAGAAUCUGGAACGUCUGCAUUGUGAGCAAUUUCGCCUGAGGUGCUACAUGGCUUCCCUGCAGAGUGGUGAGCUUCCCAAUCCAAAGUCUCUUUUGACUCAUGUGUCACGACCAACGAAGAAUACAUUGAACAAGCUGGGCGUCUUUACGGUAUCAUCCUUCCACGCUUUUAUCUGUGCUCGUUCUCCGUCACUGCUCAAUAAUUUGUUGGCCGGAAGGGGAGCCACGAAACGCAGGGCUCCGCUUCUAUCUCGCUCAAAUAGCAGUUCCAGCCGACGUUCAAUGCAGAUGGGGUCACGCGAUGAUCCGGAUAAAACGUACAAAAUCUCAUUACCGGACAACAAUCACACCACGGUCCAUCUGAGAGAUGCCAUGUCUGUGGAAGAGUUUCUGGCCAGUGCAUGUGCAAGGAAGAGUCUCAAUCCCAUGGAACAUUUUAUACGGGUGAAAAAGCGACGAGAUAUGGAGGAUCAUAACUACUUUGUGCCUCAUAGAAACGACCUAAUUGACACUUAUCUCCAUACACACGAGGUGGUGGAAGUAUGUGCCAAAAUUUUAUACCAAGUAGAAUUGCAGAGGACGACCCUGGAACAGAUGUGGGGCUUCUCAGUGGAAGCGGAACUCAUUGAGAAUGCCGAUCGACAGGACGAAUUGUGCUGUUAUGUGAGCCGUGUCGAGGAAAAGAGUGUUGCAAUGCAAAAUGGAUUGAUAAAGGGUGACGAGAUAAUGGUUAUCAAUGGGGCUAUCGUGUCGGAUUUGGACAUGAUGUACCUCGAGAGUGUUCUGCAGGAGGAACAAGCGCUUUGCAUGAUGAUGAGAUCUUCGAGGACAGAGCCACCAGAUUUGGCAGGAAUAAUGCGCGUCACUGACGACAUGAUUGACUCCCUCGUAUGUCCUCCACCACCCUCGGAUCCACCCAUCAUGAGUGAGGAAAUGAUUUCCGGGCUGAUUGUUCCAGCUCCUGGCUGGAAGCCCGAAUAUACAACGUCGUCAGGAAUGGACGCUCAAUCUGGCGGACAGAAGCAGUUGCGAAAUAACAGCUUCGAGAUAGAGAAUCUACUUAAAACGGCUGAACAAAUUACGGGCUUCUGUCGUUCACCCCAGGAGACGAGAAAAUCGAGUCCAACGGGAUCAGUUUCCUCUUCAAUUGCCGGGCUGGCGCCAUCCAGGCAGCUGAGCGAUGCGGAAAAAUUGAGAAAAGUGAUACUAGAACUAGUCGAUACGGAAAAGACUUAUGUUAAGCAUUUAAAUAAUUUACUCGAAUACUAUUUGGAGCCACUGAAGCGUGAAACAUUCCUCUCCAAUGCUGAAAUUGCUGCAUUGUUUGGGAAUAUUCAGGAAAUUGUUGCAUUUCAGCGUCAAUUUCUGCAAAAUCUGGAAGAAGCUCUGGAACUUGAGCCAGAUUUUCACAAAUUCGAUCUACCAUGUCAGUUUAAGAAUGUUCUCUUUUCAAUUGGUUCAGCUUUUCUCUACUACGUUAAUCAUUUCAAAUUAUACUCUUCAUUCUGCGCUAGUCACAGCAAGGCUCAAAAAGUACUGCAUCCCAAUGAGGGAAAUCAGGCACUCCAGGAAUUCCUGGCUGCCCGUAAUCCCAAGCAACAGCAUAGCAGUACGCUAGAGUCCUUCUUGAUUAAACCCAUUCAGAGAAUCCUUAAGUAUCCCCUUCUGUUGCAGCAACUACGAAAUUUAUCUGAUCCAAAUGCGGAGGAACAUUUACAUUUAGUUGAGGCACUAAAGGGUAUGGAGAAAGUGGCUGAGCAUAUAAAUGAAAUGCAACGAAUUCAUGAAGAGUAUGGCGCAAUCUUUGAUCAUUUGUUCCGGCAGCACCAGAAAUCCUGCAAACAACCGAUCGACCUAAGUCCAGGUGAUUUGCUGUACUACGGAGGCGUGGAGUGGCUCAACAUAUCGGACUUCCUGGGGAAGAUUAAGAAGGGCCUGGAGCUACAUGCAAUGUGCUUCGUAUUCAAGUCUGCCGUGGUAUUUUUGUGCAAGGAGCGUCUGCGUCAGAAGAAGAAGCUUAUGGGUGUAUCCAGCAAGAAUGCCCCGAAUGAAGUGGAGAUUAUUCGGUAUCAGGUCCUCAUACCAGUUACAGAAGUACAGGUGCGAGCCUCAUCAGCGAAAGAUAUGGACUCGCACUUUCUCUGGGAGCUUAUUCAUCUCAGGUCGCAACUACAGAGACGUUCCGAAAAAGUCUAUGUGCUCUCGAAUAGCACUGCUGACUUUAGGAAUGCUUUUCUGAAAACCAUUCGUCAAAUUAUUAGGGAGAGUGUGCGAAAUAUGUCAAUACCUAUGAAAGGUCUAGGCAGUCUCACAUCCGUUGCGGGUCUGUCAGGUCAUUCUGCUGGAGGAAGUUCGCAAACGCUUGAAAGACCAAAGCAAACUAUUACCAUAAUUCAAGGAUCACAGACAUUGGGCAAAAUGAAGAAAUCCAAAACUUCCCAACGUCAUUCUGCUGGUAACUUGGACUAUGACAAUCUUAUGAGCAGUCAGGAUUGUGAUGACAUUCCGCAGCCACAGACAACUUUCCGGAGUCGAAGUAAAACUGUGGGAGACUCUGCUGAUCCACCUCCAGUUCCUAAGCGUACCACCAGCGAGUUAGACCGACAUGAUCCUGGCAUCAAAAGUGAAGGAGAAGAUGACUCCCAGCAUGGAACAGUUAAAGGGAAAGCGACCCUAGGACGAACACCCAACCACCUCACGCUGAGCACGACAUCGACCCUGUCGGUGGGCAGUACAGGUAGUCAGGCCCGCCUGAUCCAGUCUUCACAUGCACCAUCAACGUAUCAGCCGGUGCUCAUGAAGGAUCUAGGUAAGAAGGGCGCAACAUCGCCUAGCAAAGAGAUAGAUAUUAUUGAGUUGUUCCCCGAACCGAAUGGGGAACACAAAAUGGUAGAUAAGCACUUGAGCGGUCUCGAGAUAGACAGUUUCGAUACAGGGGAAACGUGUGACAUUGCAAAAUAUAUGGCUAAUCUCAAAGAAGUCCAUCUUGAAUGUUCUCAAGAUGAUGCUUCAUCCAAGCAACAAAGUGAAGCGGGAGCAUUGAAGAAAGGUACAUCAGAGGAGAGUGAUACCCCAAAAGAAAGUACUGAAGAUGAAGGUCCCAAAGUGUCAAGCACGGGCACGACAAAAAAGAAAAGUAAUAGCACCAGUGGCUCCCAAAAGGCACCCGUAGAGCGUAAGAAGUCUAACGAGGGUACACCCAAGACAAUCUUGAGACCUUCCAGGCACGAUCUUCAGUGUCCGCCAGAUAAGUCUAAAUCCACAGGAAGCAGUCCUGUAAAGAUAAUCAAAAUUAAGUCUCCGCGAUCGUCUCGUAGUCCCCCGAUGAAGAGAAGUUUGAGUCGGGAUAGUUCAAGCAUAGAACUUAGCCCUAGACCUGAAGGUGGUGGAAUUCUUAAGCGAUCACACAGUUCUAAGGCCGUUACAAGUGGUGAUUCUACACCAAAAUCAUCUUCCAUUCUCAAGAGAUCACUCAGUCCUAAAGAUCUACGAGCAUUAGAUGGUCUUCCAUGUAAAAGCCUGAGUCCAGGAAGUAGCUUUGAUAAUCGCUCUCCAGACCGAUCAAGUCCCCAUUUGCCCGAUGCCCCAUAUCCUAGAGCUGUUUUUGAUCGUUACUACUCCUCUGAAUCUGAUCGUGAGUAUGCCAAUCAGAGAAGUCGCGAAAUUGAACGUCAAUCGCGAAUACUAGCUAAAAAGCGAAGCACGUCUCGCUCUCCUGAAUCAAGAUCGCCAGAAUACUAUAAGCAGCGUAUGCGAAGUUUGAGUGAAUCUGCGUCUGUUCGCACAAGCUUCGAUUCUGUGGAGUAUGAUCCUAUGUAUGAUGGCCGAAGUCUGAGUGCAUCAGCAUCCAUGGCGAAUAGCUUCGAAAUGCCGUAUUACGACUACGGCUGCCACAGUUUUGACUGUUACAAGUCACGUCAAAAUCAACCGAUCAUCGUUUCCGCACCGACUCGAUACGAAAGAUCUCCUGAACGUUAUGCUGAUGAUUACCUAAUCUACCGUGGCAAAUCUAGUCCCCGGCUCAAAAACUCUAAUGAAUCUCUCACACGCGCGAUUAGACAUCCUACAUGCGUUGACUGCCUUCUACAGAGCCGACGUAUUUCCUAGCAUAAGUCCCGCGUGCGUCAGAGUCGCACGCGGAAAAAGAUCACACGUAGCAAGUCCGCCUCUCCAGGUGGUUCCUUUGAACGCGAUGGUGUCUGCAUCGAUUGCAAUGACGCCUACGAAAUUCACGUGUAACUGAGUACCUCUUCGGCAGUCUCCAAACCAAACUCACGUAUUAUAGCUCUUACACUAAUAAUAAUUUAUAAUUAUAGUAAUGCAAUCAAUGGACUAAGCCAUUAUUCCUUAUUUCUCAAAAUGUUGAUGGAAUAGCAUUAUUUUAGACGUAGGUUUAAGACGUAAACGUAGUUUUUUUUUUAAUAGUUUUGUCAGGGAUAAACAAAUUCUAUAGUUUACAAGAAUUGCAAUAAGCCGAUCUUGUAAUCUGGUCGAUGCAAUCAGACGAUCAGGCUGUCAAAGCGAUGCAAUGAACUGAUCAGAUUGCCUGGUCGAUAUGAUCAUCUGAUCAGGUUUUCUGAUCGACUCUAUCAGCUGAUUACCUGAUUGACAUGAUCAACUGGUCUGGUUACCUGUUUGAUGCGAUAAGCUGAUCAUGUUAUCAGAUCGGCGAGAUCAUCCCAUGAUAUUACCUGAUCGACAUGAUCAGUCAAUCAAGUCGAUCAAUUGAUUACCUGAUCGUCAGAGUCAACCGGUAAAUUUACCUGAUCGAAGUGUUCAGCCAUGCAUCGCAUCAUCAUAAUCAAAUGAUCACUUUCUAAGGACGAUCAACUUACAGUUCAUCAAGCUAACUGUGUUUGUUUACCCCUUGUUUUAUUAGCUGAGUUCCAUUAAAAAAAAAUUGAAACUACGCUUGUGAUUACGGUUACGAUUGGAUUUUGCUCACUUUCCUUCAAAUAUAAAAAAAAAUACUUACAAUCCUUAUAGUGCCAAAUAAUUUCCAAAGAGACCGUUAAUGUAAUAUUUGUUAGGGUAUAUCGUUAGUUAGAUCAGUAGUAGCAGUAGUAGUAUCACCUUAGGAGAGAGUAGUUUAUGAUUUGGCACGUAACGAAAUGAUACAAAAAUCUGGUUUCAAAGUAAUAAUUGAAUCAUGGAAUUCUCAAAGCAAUUUUUAACAAUUUUGGCUGAGAUUUUUAAGUACAUCUUACGAGUUAAUUUGUAUUUUAGUAUCAGCCACAUGUAAUUUAAUAUUGUAAUCCCGUAAAAUAUUCUAGUUUCUUCAUUGUUUGACUGGCUAGAGCUAGAGCCUGAAUGCAAUUAAAACAUUCUAUCCAAUCAGAAAAAGUUAGUUAGAUAGAAAAUGUUGACUUGUGGGGGGGUCACCGAAGACCGGAAGUCAAUAUCUCUUACCGUUUGGCAGCUAGGAUGGAGAGAACUUGAAAAAAAAAACACGAUUGUUAAAACUGAUCUCUCUUGGAGUUCGAGCAGUUAAAAUGAUGAGGUUAAAAAAUUUUACAAAAUUAAAAUAUUAUAUAUUUCAUGUGGAUAGUAGUGCUUUAUAAAUUUUAAUCUAAUAUAAACAUCAACAAUUUGAGAUAUUUGGGAUGCACUACCUUCUCUUGUUGUUUCACUUUGACACAGAAAAGAAUGAAAAAAAACCUUCUUACGAGUUACAAAGAAAUGUCUUCUCUUAUACAAUAAAAAAAGAAA